Molecule: messenger RNA, 1269 nt
Organism: Macroventuria anomochaeta
Lineage: Eukaryota; Fungi; Ascomycota; Dothideomycetes; Pleosporales; Didymellaceae
Exons: 2
Coding region: 195-986 (263 amino acids)
Biological process (GO): protein transport to vacuole involved in ubiquitin-dependent protein catabolic process via the multivesicular body sorting pathway; protein targeting to vacuole
Cellular component (GO): ESCRT-0 complex
Molecular function (GO): ubiquitin binding; metal ion binding; phosphatidylinositol-3-phosphate binding
Source: RefSeq, a predicted model, not a curated record
UGUCUGUCGCUGCGACCGCUCGCUUUGUAGCCUCCUUCUGCACGCGAGCACAUCCAGGGUCUUCACCGCCACAGUCGGCCCUUAUCAGUUACAUUCCUUCGAGGAACCCUUCAGGCCCUCCGACCACCGUAUAACGGCACUCGAGUGCUGCAUCCUCACCGUCGAACACGAACACCUACCAAACAACCACAACUAUGGCAACCCAGUUCUCGACCGCGACUGCCAUCCCCUCCCACCCUGCGCCGUACCAGCACCAUGCGUAUAGGAAGUCGGCACAGUACUCGCCCACAGGCACGCCCAUGAACAUCUCGCCCACCUCGCCGCGCGAGACAAACAAUAUGUUGAAAUACCACCAGUCCAUCCGCCCGGCCAAGCAGGCCUUGGGCGUUCCCGCGGCGCUCAGACGGACAGAGCGUCCCAUCAAACAGUCUCCACCCAAGCACGAUUCGGCAUGCGCUUCGCCCAACGGUGGAUGGGCUGUCAACGGCGGCUUCCCGAGCAUGAACGACGGCGCUGCGACUCCGGUCUCGCAGGUCAAUCACGAGGACAUGCACAGCAUCUACAAUGAGAUGCCUAUGUCGCCCAUUGCUGGCCCCAUUACGCGCAACCACUGGCAGGCGGAUAGCUCCACUCCAACAUGCUCAGCGCCCUCGUGCCAGGCACCGUUUGGCCUCUUCAACCGCCGCCAUCACUGCAGAAAGUGCGGUGGCAUCUUCUGCGCACAGGACUCGUCCAAGCACGUUCGUCUCGACGAGCUCGCCCGCUUCCACCCUGAGGGCGAGUGGCACCGCGCCUGCGAUCGCUGCCACAGCUCUUUUCGCGAGUGGGAGCACCUCCGCCUGAGCCGCAGCAACAGCGAGAGCUCCAGCAGCAGUGGCGCCGGCGCACUGCCAGUUCAAGCACCCGUAGCAGCGAAGCGUCCAGAGGCCCGUGUCGGUAGUCUGGCGCAGAGCUUCCAGGGCGCGUGGAACUGGAGCACCUUUUAGAUUUCCUACCGAAGUUUCAGACUUCAGCACUGGGUGGGCGGUUUUCUGAUUCCAUCUCUUUCCGAUCUAUGAUAUCCGGACGACUCAUACACAGUACAUAGAGUACUUGACGGUCCACCCUUCACCUGCAUAACAGCAUUACAUCGGCGUCCUGCAUUUACCACGAUAUUCCUCGACUGGUGGCCUUUUGCAUUGCACUGCGCUUUAGCGUUUCCUAUUCGUGGCACCCACCGAGGGCCGUAGACGGUCGAGAGUGAUUGAUGGAGACGACUGAUGUGGAGGA